Molecule: messenger RNA, 1926 nt
Organism: Bipolaris oryzae ATCC 44560
Lineage: Eukaryota; Fungi; Ascomycota; Dothideomycetes; Pleosporales; Pleosporaceae
Exons: 2
Coding region: 1-1926 (641 amino acids)
Cellular component (GO): cytoplasm
Molecular function (GO): protein binding; guanyl-nucleotide exchange factor activity
Source: RefSeq, a predicted model, not a curated record
AUGGCCGAACGAGUCACAUCCAUCACGGAUCUCCCACUCGAUAUCCUCGUACUCGUAUUCCCGUACCUAGACGCAAAGAGUUUCCUCAGUCUGUGCAGUACAUGCAAAUCGUUUCAGCAGCCCUCGAUACGACUCGACCCCGCCUAUUGGAGCUACACCACCCGCACCACUUUCCGCGUACCUAACCAGCCAGUCGUCCAGCAUAACGGUGUUCGGUGGCAGAAGAUGUAUCGUCGGCUGCUCACUCAGAGCCGUGUCUUCACGUGGGGUCAGAAUGGCCAUAACCGUUUGGGACACGCUUCCCGUCCCGAGACCACUUUGUUUCCUCACAUGCCCCAUAUAAGGGCAAAUCUGAUGCGACCAGGCCGUCCUACUAGUUACAACUCAAAGGAAGCACAUCCGAUAGAAAUGGACAACACGCGAAAUCUGGGCGUCAUUGCAGACAUGCAAUGCGGAGGCUGGUCGACAACCCUUCUCACCUCCAAGGGCUCUUUGCAUACUGCGGGAGUCCUUGAUGGCCAAAGAAUCACCUACGGCACCGGCCCCCUCCAAGCUCUCCGUUUUCCAGAAGGUUACCCAACCAAUGCUACCCAAGCUCAAUACGAAGAGCCAGCAGUUGCCAUUCGCCAAUUCUCCUCGGGUCGAGCACACAUACUAGCGCUUUCAGACAGUGGCAGGCUAUGGUCGUGGUUCGACACAAGGGAACCUGCUCUGCAAGUCAAAUUUGCGACCCUGCAAAUCAAUGAGCUCUCUUUGCGUGGGACGUCGAGCACCGAAUCUACUUUUGGACAGAUCAAACAAGUCGUAGCAGGGUGGAGUCGAAGUUCGGCCCUUGUGAAUGGUAUUGGCAUAGUUAUAUGGGAUCCAGUUGAAAGAGAUCAUGGUGACGGAGGCACAGACACCAUGCUCGUUAUGGAACAUGCAGAAGUCCCGAAGACUGGCUAUCAGCGUCUCAAAGGUGCUCGCGAGAGCGAUGAGCAGAGAGAAUUAAGUGAAGAGGUGGGAGCAGUGAUGAAUUACAUUAUGUUGGAGCACUUUGUCGUGUUUACCACCGACUUAGGCAAGGUGUUCUGCGGAAGAUUUGGAGAAAAGAACGCUAUCGACAGAGUCGUGGAGCUACGUCAACUGCGUCAUGAGAAAGGCGCUCCUGUCGAUGUUCAAGGCUCUUUCCGCAGCUUCGCUGUUUUCAAGGACGGUGAGGUUAUAAUCAGCGACCAGAACUACCUCGAAUCAUGCAUACAGCAUCUGCACGAGAAUCCAGAACAAAAAGACAUACCGGGCUUGAAAAAGAUACCGGCUCUGCAGCACAACGACGUUAUCUCGGUCGCUUUUGGCGAUUAUCACUACCUUGCACUCCACGCGAACGGAAAGAUUACAUCAUAUGGCAUGGAGAAUACAGCCUGUGGAGCGCUUGGCCUGGGCUCAAACGAUGACAGUGUAGUCGGAAAGGCUCGCGGUAUUUCGUACGACAGGUUCAAUGCCAAUGGGCGCUUGCUGCCUCAUGCUUACACAUCCGGUCGCCAGGUCUGGUUCGACGCAAGGAAAAAUGAAUGGCUUGCGCAAACUGUGCAUGAUGAUGCACACGAUCAAGAAAGCCAUGAACGCAAACAAAUGUGGAAUGAUGAUACCGAUGUACAAGGGGAAGUCAGUGAGUGGUUCGAACAAGAAGCCAGAGCCUGGGAUCAAGAUGGCGGCGAAGAUGGCCUCGGCGCGCACUUCGUUCUGCGGGUCAGUGCUGCAGGCUGGCAUUCCGGUGCUCUAGUCCUAGUCAAUGAGGAGUUGGCCCAAAAAGAGCCUAUUUAUAACCGCGAGGCGAGACGAUUCCCAAGACUCAGGCUUUCUGAUGGCAGAGAGAUGCCAGGUGAAAAAGACUUUGACGAAUGGAGGGAGGGCCGACCGGUCUUUCAGCUCGAUGCUCAGUUUUGA